This is a messenger RNA of Diorhabda carinulata, 1050 nucleotides long. RefSeq lists its product as uncharacterized. Lineage: Eukaryota; Metazoa; Arthropoda; Insecta; Coleoptera; Chrysomelidae. Bases 114 to 680 code for a protein of 188 amino acids. Gene Ontology annotation, biological process: angiotensin-activated signaling pathway. The transcript has 5 exons. Gene Ontology annotation, cellular component: plasma membrane. The record is from RefSeq and is a predicted model, not a curated record.
CUUUUAUCUGUAAGGUGAUAAGAUAAUGACUAAUAUGGGUGUAUAUACAACAAAUUUCAGAUCAUAAGCGUGGUUAGUUUAUUGAUAAUGUGCUAGUGACUGUUACUACAAAAAUGGUUUUUUACAUGGAAAUUCUUAAUUUUAUAUUUUCAAGUCAAACAUCUGGAGAACUGAAGAUUAUUCUCAUGGUUCAUUUCACCUUGACCGCAUUAGGAGGUAUGGGAUGUGUAUCUUCCUUCUCAUACGUCUUCUAUAAUUCAGCUAUUAUAUUAACUUUGCUGUGGAGCAUACAUGACAAACCAAAUUUAGAACCAUUACGUUUAAUGGUGGGGCUCGAAUUGUGUGCAAUCCUUAUAGAUCUAUUUUAUUUUAGCGUAAUGUUGACUCACUUUGAAAAAUCAACUCUGAAAGAAUCAGUUUCUGCUGCAAUGAUAUUUCUACAGUGUAUUAUUAGACCUUGUGUGGUUUUACAUCUGUCAAAAACAAAAAAUAAUCAAGAAUUUCCGAAUUCUGAUACAGAAGAUGAUACAAAUCGAACUUUGUCGAUUGAAAGGGGCGAAAGAAAUAUGAAAAUUAAUGAUAAGACGUAUUGUUCGAUGCCAGUAAAAACCAAUGUUACCGACCGAAAACAAUCUGUAGAGAAUAAUCCUUUUGAGAAUGAUUAUGCUGAACUUUCAUAAGAAACAAAUCGAAUCAAAUUGUUGAUUAGAUAUUUGCAAAGAAUCGAAUUUAUAGAAAACUGGAAUCAAUUUUCGUCGCUUUUUAUGAAAUAAACGCUUAAGAUCCAAAACUUUUUCAAUUGCACUGACACAACAUUACUUUUUGCAAAUAAUUAAUAAAUUAAUAUUGAUAUUGCAAAUAUCAUUAAGUACAUUAUAUUGUUCAAUAAAUAAAAUGUUUAUAAUUCUCUAUUACUUAUUCUCUUUCGUCAGUGUAAUUGAUGAGUUUUGGAUAUUUAUUGGUGUGAACAUCUUGGUCUAUUACGAGAAUUAUAUUUUUGGGAUUCGAAAAUAUGUUUUUAAAAAUUCAUUAAACACAAAAUUACAAUAA